UACCCCCAUUGAGUUCAGCUGCUGAGGGGUGUGCCAAGAAAUCAGAAGAUCUCCAUGAACCUCGGCUUGAAACAGCUCAUUCAUCCGCUCAGAAUAUUCACCACAUUUUUACUUCAAAAUGUUUCAAAUCCUGCUUUCUUUUAUAUUCAUGUGGUGUGGUUUUUCAUUAGCCAUUGUCAGUGAGAAUCUUGACAAACAUUGGAACCUGUGGAAGAAGAAGCACAGCAAGACCUACUCUCACAAGAUCGAGGAGCUUGGCCGCCGGAGAAUAUGGGAGAACAAUUUGGAGUUGAUUAAUGUGCAUAAUUUGGAGACUUCUCUGGGUCUACACUCAUUUGACAUGGGCAUUAAUCACUUUGGAGAUCUGACGAUGGAGGAGAUCGGUAACCUGACUGGUCUGAAAGUGCCUGCAGAUUUGGAGCGAGGUCCUUUCAAUCUCAAUGUGGUGAAUGUGUCUCUGCCGGCUUCUGUGGACUGGAGAAAGAAGGGCCUGGUGACUGAGGUGAAAACACAGGGUUCAUGUGGCUCGUGCUGGGCUUUCAGUGCAGUUGGAGCUCUGGAGGGGCAGCUGAAGAAGUCCACAGGGGUCCUGAUGUCUCUGAGCACCCAAAACCUGCUAGACUGCUCCAACAAAUAUGGAAACCGUGGCUGUGAGGGCGGCUUCAUGUCAAACGCUUUCAAAUAUGUCAUAAAGAACGAAGGCAUCGCUGCAGAUAAUUCUUACCCCUAUCAUGGCAAGCGUAGUCACUGCAAGUACAACCCAGAUUAUAGAGCUGCCAACUGCACUGGAUACACGUUUCUGCCAAAAGGAGAUGAACAUGCUUUAAAGGUUGCCGUUGCCACCAUUGGUCCAGUUUCUGUGGCCAUUGAUGCUUCAAGACCCAAGUUUGUCUUCUACAAAAACGGAGUGUACAAGGACAAAUCCUGCUCGCAUUCAGUGAACCAUGGGAUGCUGGUCGUGGGUUACGGGACAGAAGAUGGACAGGAGUAUUGGCUGCUCAAAAAUAGCUGGGGCAUAGGAUACGGAGAAGGCGGCUACAUCAAGAUGGCCAGAAACCAGAAGAACCUCUGUGGCAUUACCCUUUAUGCAUGUUUCCCAACCAUGUGACUGUAUUUGCAAUAAAUGCACGAUUUGAUUAUGUA
Messenger RNA from Boleophthalmus pectinirostris (great blue-spotted mudskipper), 1143 nucleotides. RefSeq names its product cathepsin S-like. The transcript has 7 exons. Gene Ontology annotation, biological process: immune response. The record is from RefSeq and is a predicted model, not a curated record. Gene Ontology annotation, cellular component: lysosome. Lineage: Eukaryota; Metazoa; Chordata; Actinopteri; Gobiiformes; Gobiidae. The coding region runs from base 119 to 1108 and encodes 329 amino acids. Gene Ontology annotation, molecular function: cysteine-type endopeptidase activity.